Messenger RNA from Protomyces lactucae-debilis, 3369 nucleotides. RefSeq names its product RecF/RecN/SMC. The coding region runs from base 1 to 3369 and encodes 1122 amino acids. NCBI's taxonomy places the organism in Eukaryota, Fungi, Ascomycota, Taphrinomycetes, Taphrinales, Protomycetaceae. The transcript has 2 exons. Gene Ontology annotation, biological process: double-strand break repair via homologous recombination. The record is from RefSeq and is a predicted model, not a curated record. Gene Ontology annotation, cellular component: Smc5-Smc6 complex. Gene Ontology annotation, molecular function: ATP hydrolysis activity; ATP binding.
AUGGAGGUGAGCAGUACGCAAGGCUCGGCAGAGCCACUCAGCAGUAUGUCAAGUGAUGUUUCUGGUUUGAACUUCCCAGUCGUCAAACGUCAACGCAUGUCAGACACCCAACAAGACGCGAUUGCAGCCCAUAUCUAUAAUGCUUCGCAAACACCCUUCAAACCAGGUGCCAUCAAGCGUAUUCGUAUGAUCAAUUUCAUGACGUAUGAGGACUGCGAGUAUCACCUGUCACCUGCGCUCAAUAUGGUGAUUGGUGCGAAUGGAACGGGUAAAUCAAGUGUGGUGGCCGCCAUCUGUGUUGGCCUUGGCUUCAAGGCGGACUUGAUGGGUCGUUCGGAUGUGGAAGGUAUGGUGCGGCACGGUUGUGACGCGGCGACGAUUGAGAUUGAGCUCAAGGCGCAUACGGAUGAGGAAGAAGAUCCGGUGAUUCGACGACACUGGACGCGCGGUACAGGCGACGGCAACAAGAGUAAGACUGAAUGGCACAUUUCUGGUAAAAAGACAACACACAAAGCUGUCAUGGAUCUCGCGCACUCGUAUCGCGUACAGAUUGACAACUUGUGUCAAUUUCUACCACAAGACAAGGUCAAGAAGUUUUCUGGCUUGACUCCGGAAGAGCUGUUGCCUCAAACGCUCCGUACUAUUGGGGAUGGCACACAAGCCGAUGUUCUGGAGAAGCUCUGGAAGGAUCAGGAUCUUCUCAAGUCCUCGUUAAAGGUAAAGGAACAGAAUGAAGCGGCACUCAAGACACUCGAGAGUCAACAGGCCUCUGCCCGGAACGACGUCAACCUAUUCCUGGAGCGUAAAGAGCUCGAGCGAAAGGUCGAGUUGCUCAAGUUUCAACUUCCUCUCAUUCGCUACGAGGAAAUCAAGCGUGACAAGGAAAUAUUAAAGGUCAAAGUCACUGAAGCUAGGGAUCGUCUCAAGCGUCUUCGUGAUGAGGCUGCACCGCUUGAAGAGCGUCGUGGUGAACUCGAGCACAUGGCUGGGAAAGCCUCUCGCAUUGCCAAGAAAUCGCAGCUCGAGUACGACAACAGGGCCAAGCAGGUGGCCAGUCUUGCAGACCCAAUCAAGGAUAUUGAGGAUGUCAUGAAAUUGCUACAGAACAGACGCAAGCAAGAGCAAACGAAACAAAAAGGUCUUGCUGAGAAGAAGAAGAAAAUGCGAGAGGAAGUUGCCAAAGCGACGCGUCAGCUUGGUGAGAAGCCAGACGUCCAGGAAGACCUUGGGGGUGUGAUUGCACAAAUUGUCGCCACCAAUGAAGCUAUUCGCGAUACCAAGACUGAGUUUGAGGAGCUCAGCGUGAAAAUAAAAGAACUCGAACGACACAUUUCGCGAAACGAGCAGCAAAAGAAUGACAAGUAUGAGCAGCUCAAGAAGUUUAGCGAUGUCAGAUUACAGCGCUUGAAUAUGCUGCAAAACGUCAAUCGUGAUGCCGCAGAAGCUGCGAGAUGGCUUGCCAAGAAUAAGGACAAGUUUGAGCAUCCUGUUGCGGGUCCUGUCUUUCUCGAUGUUGAGAUUGCCAAUCCACAAUUCAAGGUCAUUGCUGGUAUCACGUUGCAACGAUCACAAGCCAUGUUUGUUUGUGCGUCCAAGAAGGACUACAGACUCUUCAAUGAACUGCUCGUGGAUGGCAAUGCCGCUGGUAGACGCUUACACUUGCAAGUGGUGGAGUUCUCUGAGACGACUGCACCAACAGUGGCGCGUCACCCACUGCCAGUGCCACGUGAAGAACUUGGCAAGUACGGAUUUGACUGUUACUUGAUUGAUUGUUUGCGUGGUCCCAACUUGCUCCUCAAUGCACUCUGUCAUACUGCCAAGAUUCAUCGUACCCCGUUGGCAGCGAACUCCUUGACGGCAGCACAAGAAACAGCCGUGCAAGAAGCACAGUCUGGCGGGAAACCCCUCUUUGACCGCUUCAUCUGUGGCAACUAUGAGACAAGAGUGACGCGUAAUUAUGGUAAGUUUCAAACAGCAACGGAUCCGGUGUUUGCAGGAGACAGAUCAAAAUGGCAUACCGGCACGUCGGGUGAUCAAGAUGCUCGAAAACGCGCUGUUGAGCAGGAACUUAGGGAGUUGACUGCUGCGAUUGAAGAAGCCAAAGCUGAGAUUGAAACGCUGCGUCCACGAUACGAUGAGUUGAAGGAAGCAAGUCAAGCGUCUGAUCAGGCGAAAGCUGCUCUUUCAAAAGAACGUGAUCGUCUCAAGUCGCGAAUGCAGACAUGGAAUAAGAUGUUUGAGACGUUGGAGCAUCGCAAGAAGAUGUUGGAUGAGUUGGAGCAUGCUCCAGAGACAUACCAGUCGGCCAUUGCAGAGAUCAAGGCGGAGCAGGUGGAAGUCACUGCUCGAGCGGUCGAACAGGCCUUGCUCCUUCAGAAAGCAGUGUUGGAGGUUGUUGAGAUGAAUGAGAAGAAUGUCCUGCGACAGGCCAGUGCCCUCCAAGCACAAGCCAAUCUACGCGCCUUUACAGACCAUACGCGUGCAAGGCUCAUACAAUGCGAGCAGGCUGAAGAGGCAUGGACGACACUCAAGGACCAGCAUCGUAAGAUGGUUGCUGAAGCGCGUCAAAUCCAAGAUGAUGCACACAAGUUAUUGGAUCGAUUGACACCGCAACAAAGAGAGGUUGUGUCCAACUUUGACUUGCGCGAAACGCAAGAGAGUAUUGAACAAAAGAUUGAUGAGGCAGAGUCCUUGCUGCAGCACAUUAGUGUGCAAGCUGGCGAUACGGUUGAAAAGUUUGAGGCGCGUCAGGCACAGAUUGAUGCGCUCAAGAAGCAAGUGAUUGAGGAACAGGAAAUGUGCGAAGCUGCAUUGGCCAACAUUGCUCGCAUUGCUGGACCCUUCAAGCAAAACCUGGAGGCUAUGGUGCGUGAUAUUGACAAGCAAUUUUCUGCUUCCUUCAAAGCCAUCAGGGGUCGUGGUGAUGUCAAACUCAAGUGCCCUGAUGAUGCGUACAAGGAGUGGGCACUUGAGUUGUAUGUUGAGUUUUACGAAUCUUCUGGAUACAGCAAGCUCAAUGGAACGCGUCAAUCAGGUGGUGAGCGUGCUGUCUCCACCGUCUUCUUCCUGAUGGCUUUGCAAAGUCUCACUACAGCACCAUUUCGGGUUGUGGAUGAAAUCAAUCAAGGUAUGGAUCCACGCAAUGAACGGCUGGUACAUGCACGGAUGGUAGCGGCGAGCUGCGAGGGUGAGAACCUGUCGCAGUACUUUUUGAUUACGCCCAAGUUAUUGCCUGGCCUGCGAUAUCACAGGCUGAUGAAGAUUCAUUGUGUCACGAGUGGGAAUUUGGGUCAGCGAUCAAACAAGAUGCGUGGUCAACGGUACUUGCAGGCUCUCAAGCGGCGUGCUGAGCAGAUGCAGGAGAAUUGA